AUGACAAGCAGAAUUUUUUAUGAGGAUUAUCCUAGUAAUCCUUAUAUAUAUGCUCAGUAUACUAGUAGCAGCAGGGUUUUUCACUCAAAAUACAAAGUAAUAGCUUUUGGAUAUUAUCCACCAACUGUCAAAUUCACGCAAAAAAGUAAACAUGAUAUCCAAUAUCAAAUUCCUGAUGAAUAUAUUAUUAUUACAGAAGUUGCUAACCAAAUGAUACGUUGUGAAACAAAGUACACGCUCGCAAAUAAGAUUUUAUAUACUAUUAUAUGGAAAGAAGGCCGAGCAGAAUGGAUGGUAUCUAGUGAACGAUCUGCAAGUGGUGCUGUGAAUGCGUUUUUAAAGAAAACUAAUCGGGAAAAAUCUAAAUGUUCUGAAAUACACAUUUUCGGAUUUGAUAUUGAAAUAUUACACCAAGUAAGAAUUGAACAAUCCAGGAAAUCAUCAGUUGACAAUGUUGUUAUUGAUAAAAGAAAAAGGCCACUUAAUGAAGUACAAUCAGUAUCACAACAAAAUAAACGAUAUGCAUCAUUUGGAAAGGAGACACACCAAAAAAUUAAACAGCUUGUUUUAAAACACCAAAUGGUUUCAGAUUUUGGAAAUCCAAUUUGUAUAUAUAAUAUGGAACUAGGAUAUGAAAAUCAAGUUAUUAAUAUAAAAUACAAUUCAAUAAUAGAUAACCAGCCUAUACUUGAUGAUUAUGAAUUUCAAGAAAAUUCUGAUGGAAUUUUAGUUGAUGAACAAGAAAUUGGUAAUGGUAUAUAUAGAUCAAUUCGAUCUCUUCUUAAAAUAUUUAUUCCUAUUUGGAGUAAAUCAGUUCUUCAGCUAGGAGAUACGAUCAAUCUAAAACUUGGUGGAGAUGGGCGGAAUGUAGGUUGCAAACAAAAUCAUGUCAUGAUAACUGUUUACUUAUUAAAUGAAAAGGACGAAGCAAAGAAAAAUGAUACAUUAGUCAAAGUUGGACGCUUAUUUAAAUAUCAACUUCAGGAUCUUCAGGAAAACGGAAUUUAUGAUGAUAAUGGUAUACAUUGGCCAAUUGAAUUUUUUUUUUCCGGUGAUUAG
Messenger RNA from Funneliformis mosseae, 1059 nucleotides. Lineage: Eukaryota; Fungi; Glomeromycota; Glomeromycetes; Glomerales; Glomeraceae. The record is from the annotation of a GenBank genome assembly.